Molecule: messenger RNA, 5988 nt
Organism: Parnassius mnemosyne (clouded apollo)
Lineage: Eukaryota; Metazoa; Arthropoda; Insecta; Lepidoptera; Papilionidae
Source: the annotation of a GenBank genome assembly
AUGAGGAAGACACGAAGCCAGAAGACACGGAACGAUGAUGACACGCCGGUAGGAAUGCGCAUAUUCGAAGAAGCACCCGCGUCCCCGUCCGAUUAUCUCGCGAUGGCACAAGCGCCCUCCGCCGCGCCCGCGCUCCAGGCCCCGCCCGCGCCCGCAUCUACGCCCGCGCCCGCGCCCCCGCCGCCGCGCCCCGCUAUGUCCGUGUCCACGACCGAUCGUUUGGGAGAGGUUAGCAUUUCCGCGCCGCGUACAGAGACACUCGCCGCGAUUAUAGAAGAUCUUCCGUCUACAGAGAUUAGUUCGAUAGUACGUACCGUUGCGCCUGUAACAGACGUACAUAGGCCCGCGCCCCGCGCCCCGUCGGUUCGCUCCGUUCGUUCAGCCCGGUCGACGGCUAGUGCGAUAGCUAAAUUAAAGCAAAUUGAAUAUAACGCCGCGGAGGAACUAGCUGCAAUUAGGAGGAAGCAAUUGCAGUUGGAAGAAGAUCUUAUUAGGAAGAAGUACGCUAGGGACGUCGCGCAACUGCAAGAAGAAACAGAUAGGGAAAGUGUCAACGAAGAUGAGUUAGUUGAAAAUAGGGUACGCGUUGAUAGGUGGUUAGAGAACGUAGAGACUGUGCGGGGGGAGUCGCCUUCCCGCCCCUCUCAGCCCGCGCCCCGCAUCGAGUUAGAGCAGACCCUACCGAACAGGGUAACCGGUUACGACCACAGUGAAGAUGCCCAGGGGAGGACGGAAGCGAAUAACGUUCAACCGCGCCGCAUAGAUUCGGUACAGAGGGAAGAUGGAGUCGCCGCAGGAAUGAACCAGGUGGAUCGUCGUGUACGGGUUACGUCGCCGUCGCGCGUCCAACGCCGCACUCUAUCGCCUACACAUAGAUCGCCACAUCGCCACGCGGAUCGUAGAUCACCGUCGCCGCAUAGGGAUGUAGGUGUACGUAGAUCGCCAUCGCCACAUCGCCGCACGGAUCGUAGAUUAUCGUCACCGUAUAGGGAUGUAGGUGCGCAUAGGACGCCAGCUCCACAGCAUAGGCUAGAGAGAGAUAGGGAUAGAGAUAGGUCGCUUACUCCGCGAGGAAAGGAUAGGGGUAUAGAGCGACUAGCGGAAGCUCUGGAGAAUAUGGUCAGAGUUAGGCCCGCUGCCGCGAAGCAGACGCAGGACUUGCCUAUUUUUAACGGUUCGGCCGCGGAAUGGUUAGCGUUCAAAGCCGCGAUGAAAGAAUCCACGCGUCUAUAUGGAUUCACAGAUACGGAAAAUAUGGCAAGGUUAAGAAAUUGCUUACGCGGUGAAGCUAGGGAAGUAGUAUCAGCACUGCUGUUUACCGCGAAGGAUCCAGCAGAUAUUAUGCGAACAUUAGAGCAGUGUUUCGGCCGCCCAGAAGUAAUUAUCGAUCGCGCGUUAGAAGAAUUGAAACGCCUUCCGCGCCCGGGUCAAACCGCACAGGAAUUAAAUGCGUUCGCAAUAAAGUUGCAAAAUAUCGUGUGCAUUUUGCAAAACGUCGACGGCAAGGGAUAUCUGCAAAAUCCAAUGCUUACUAGGGAGGUAAUGAGUAAGUUAAGCCCUCACUUACGGUCGCGUUGGUGUGAUUAUGCGGAGCACUACGGGAGUGCAGACGAGCCGGACAUCGUUACACUGUCCAGGUUCAUGAUGAGAGAGGCUGAUCGUGCGUUGAGUCAUGCCUAUACGUCCGUAGAGCCGACUAAGGAAUCGCCCGUAAGACGAGAGGCGCCGCCGUCGAAAAGGAUAGUGACACGCCGCGUAGAGAAUAGGGCUCGCGACGUAAAAACGUUCACCGCACAGGAGGACACCGGUAGUGCCUCUUGUAUGUGCUGCGGAGGUGAACACGCGAUCGCCAAGUGUAGGAAGUUAGCGCAAAUGGGUGUGGACGACCGGUGGAAUUGGGUAAAAGAAGACGGGGUAUGUUUUCUAUGUUUAAAUAGUAAACACCGACGGUUUAAAUGUAAAGCAAAGAAAUGCGGCAUCGACGGCUGCAACGCCCCCCACCACGCCCUCCUUCACACCCGCAAGACCCGCGCACCUGAGACAUCGGCCAAACCGGAUGAGACCGUACUCGUCGCGUCUAACGUCGGUAGGAAUGCAUCCGUAUUGUUGAAAGUGUGUCCCAUUACGUUACGUGGACCACACGGUAAGGAAAUAGACACGUACGCGUUGCUCGACGAAGGUUCGACUAUUUCGUUGAUCGAUGACGACUUAGCGCGUGAGUUAGGAGCGGAAGGACCGGUAAAGCCGCUGAAUAUUAGGGGAAUAAGCAAUAGUCAGCGCGAGGCCGAUAGCAGGCUAGUUAACAUAGGCAUACGUGGAAAAUCGCGCAGCGAGAUGUAUAGAAUAAAUGCGCGUACAGUAACGAAUUUACAGAUAGGUUCGCAGUCGGUAAAUAAAGAGUGUUUACGUCUAAAGCAUUUACGCGACCUACCGAGCUCGGUUUGCUAUGAGGACGCCAAACCGAGAUUAUUAUUAGGAGCCGACAAUUGGCAUUUAAUAAUCACCCGUAAUUUGAGGAUAGGGCGUCGAAGGCAGCCUAUAGCUGCACGUACGUUAUUAGGAUGGGUGAUACAGGGAACCGUGCCGCGAUUCACGUGUAGGGAGGACGGUGAAACCGUGUUACACGUCGUAAGCAGUAGCGGACGGAUAGAUAGGGACAUCCGAACGUUCGCGAGUCAAGACGAGGAGAUAACGGAACUCCUCAAACGGCAGUACGAGAUCGAUUCCAUCGGUAUUUCGCUAAGGAAUAGGCCGCGACGGGAAAAGGAGCGCGCUGUCGAGAUAUUCCAGCGCACCGUCAAGAAGGUCGGCGAUCAAUACCAGGUGGGACUGCCAUGGAAGGACGACGACGUGCGGAUGCCUCCUAGCUACGAGAUGGCUGCUAGAAGACUGCGGACGAUCGAGAGGAAAAUGGACAAAUCGCCGGAAUUUCGAGACGCCUAUACCGCACAAAUAGAUAACCUCCUGGCGAAAGGAUACGCAAGGGAAGCCGAGGGGACGGAGAGAGAGGACACUAGGAGCUGGUACCUGCCCCACUUCGCAGUACGAAACCCGAACAAGCCUGGGAAGACGAGAGUGGUUUUCGACGCGGCAGCGCGUGCGUCCGGUAAAUGUUUGAACGAUUAUUUGCUUGACGGCCCCGACUUGUUACGGAACCUACCGGGCAUACUGUUCAGAUUUAGGGAAAACGAAAUAGCCGUGUCAGCGGAUAUUAGGGAAAUGUUCUUACGCGUUAAGAUUGACCGUCGCGACCAACCCGCGCAAUUAUUUCUGUGGCGAGGUAACGAGCGAUCCAGCCCACCGCGGGAAUACGUUAUGACUUCAAUGAUUUUCGGUGCGAGGAGCUCGCCGUUUCUCGCACAUAGCGUUAGGGAUCAUAACGCGCGCGCACACGCUGAGACACAUCCGUUGGCACUUAACGCUAUCGUACGUAGUCACUACAUGGAUGACUACCUAGACAGUUAUGCUACGGUAGAGGAAGCGGUAAACACUGCGAGGCAGGUUACGGAAGUCCACCAGCAGGCCGGCUUCACAUUAGCGGGCUGGAAUUCGAACCACGCAGCCCUACUAGAAGACAAGCCGGAGGAAUUAUUAGCGAGCAAGCCUAAGGAGGUAGGCUUGAGACAAGACAGCCCAGGCAGAACCCUAGGGCUAUUAUGGAUGGCCAAUGAAGACGCCUUAACGUUUAACACAUCCAUGAACCGGGUACCGAACGAGGUGAAGACGCUGCAGAGGCCACCGACCAAGAGAGAGGCGUUGAGUGCAGUCAUGUCGGUCUUCGACCCGCUUGGACUGCUGAGCUACCUCACCAUCACCGCCAAGAUCCUGCUGCAAGACCUGUGGCGGAUGAAGAAGGUCGGAUGGGACGACGAACUACCCGAGGAGGCAGCUGAGGAAUUCCAGAGGUGGCUGCGAGUCGUCGAGGAAGUAUCACGACUGCGGCUGCCUAGGUGCUAUGCUCCUACGGGGGGAGUGGUAGAGCGUCAGCUCCACGUGUUCAGCGACGCAAGCGAACGUGCGUACGCAUCCGCGGCGUAUUGGCGAUUACGAUACCGCGACGGAACGGUUAAGAUACGAUUAGUGGCGGCCAAGGCGAAAGUCGCCCCGAUAAAGGCGCAAAGCAUACCACGGUUAGAAUUACAGGCGAAUAUGAUAGGCGCGCGACUCGCGGAAUUCGUGCAAGGCGAGCACAGAGUGGUAGCCGAUAGGGUAGUUUAUUGGACAGACUCCACUACGGCGCUCCAUUGGAUUCAAAACGAUACGGCGCGUUACACCCCAUACGUAGCACAUAGAUUAGGGGAGAUAUCGGAGAAGACGUCACCCGAGCAAUGGAGGUGGAUACCGACCGCAGACAACAUCGCGGAUCAGGCAACGCGCAUUAAUUAUACGUACAAGGAAGAGAGCGACAAAUGGUUUACGGGACCGCCAUUCCUGUACGAAGAGGAAGAUCGAUGGCCUCGACGACGGGAAGAGAAGGCAGGGGAUGAAGAUGACGAGCUGGAGGAAGUCGUGGCGCACCAGAGCGACACCAGGGGCGCUCCACACCUGCCAGACAUCGAGAGGUUCUCUUCUUACGAGAGAUUGGUCAGGGCCACCGCUCAGAUAUUACAGUUCGUCGAUGCCAUGAGAGGAAAGGCGCACGGACUAACAUUGGACCACAUCCAUAAAGCAGAGCGGAUGUGGAUAGAGCGAAGUCAACAAGAGAGUUUUGCUGAAGACAUCAGUCGACUGCAGAAAGGAAGGAACUUGGCAACCGGCAGCGCGUUAAGGAAGCUCGACCCCAUAUUCGAAGAUGGCGUACUGCGAGCUAGAGGACGGAUUGACGCAGCCGAUGUGGACAGCCAAAUGAAGAGGCCCAUCAUCCUGAACGGACGCCACCAGUUUGUAAAGUUGCUUGUGGAGAAGGCGCAUAAGGAAGCAAGCCACGCCAACAGGGAACGGGUAGUGAACGACCUACGCACGAGAUAUCACAUACUUCGACUACGACCGACCGUACGAGAAGUGGAGCGGAGAUGUCUGCGGUGCAGGGUACGCAAGGCGACACCUCGGCCAGCGGUUAUCGGAGAUCUACCACCUGAACGGUUAGGGGCAUUCGCGCGACCAUUCACCUACACCGGAAUCGACUAUUUCGGGCCUAUAACGGUAACAAUAAGACGUAGGCAUGAAAAACGGUGGAUAGCGUUAUUCACUUGUUUGACGACGCGCGCGGUACAUCUAGAGAUAGUUUAUUCCCUAACGACGGACUCGGCGAUAUCGGCAUUGCGGCGCAUGGCGGCUAGGCGUGGGUGGCCACGGGUCAUCUACUCGGAUAACGGGACAAACUUUCAUGGGGCGGACACCGAAUUACGACGGGCAAUGGAAGAGUGGGCACCCCUGCUGAAGGACUACGCGUUGACUCGGCGGACGGAUUGGAAGUUCAUCGCGCCGGGUGCGCCGAACCAGGGAGGCGCAUGGGAGCGUCUCGUGCGCUCGGUGAAGACCGCGCUCGAAGCCACACUCAAUCAGAAGAGCCCACGGGAGGAGACAUUAGCGACGCUCCUCACAGAAGCCGAAAACACCGUUAACUCUCGACCGUUGACGCACGUACCGGUCGACAUCGACGAAGAAGAGGCAUUGACACCCAACCACUUCUUGCUGCUGGGACCAUCGAGCCUUCCAGUGACCGCGCCGUGCACGCCUAAUGAUCGUCGGGCGUGGAGAGCGGCGCAGGGACUUGCCGACGAGUACUGGAAGCGCUGGGUGAAGGAGUACCUGCCGACGCUGGUUGCGCGCGGAGACUCAAGGGACGUGCAGCAGCGCCCGGUGCAAGAAGGAGACCUCGUCGUGGUGGCAGACGGGACCAUGCCGCGGAACGUGUGGCCAAGAGGAGUUAUAACGAGGACCUUCCCCGGACCAGACGGCGUGGUACGGAACGUCGAAGUGAGGACCAGGGGCGGAUUGCUGCGGCGGCCGGUCAGGAGGAUCGCCGUCCUCCUGAGUGCAGCCUAG